CGGCAGCCGUACGUUGACGGUAAAGACAGACGUGUAUCUAACGGGUCACGUAGACGUCAAACAGGAAGCGUCCCACGGAACAACCUCAACGUCAACGCACCGUCGCUCGUUCGCAACGACGAUUUACUGAUGAAUUUAAAAGAUGUCCGGCGAAUUAACGUUAUACUUAGAAAAUCAUCAGCAAUAUCCUGUGAUGGAUGACGAGACGAGCGCCAUGUCCAUCGACCAUGGAGGAGAGUGGGAUAUCAGCCUGUUUGAUGAGCUGGACGACCUGGGAGAUGCGGACGAGCUCUUUCAGACCCUGCUCCACGCUGGCUGUGCCAGCGGGGGUCCAGACCUGGACUUUGAUAUCGACAUACCGCAAUGGAACGACGUGGACUCAAGCAGCACCUGCACGGAUGGUGAGGUGAGCCUGGACUCUCUGUCACCUGCCUACACUCUGAGCUCUGUCCCCUCUCCUGCCUCUUAUGAAGCCCUGUCCCCCUACUUCUAUAAGGACGAGGCCCUUUCUCCACAAUCGCAGCCGUCUCCUGUCUCAGUCUGCUCGGAUUCCAGUGGGCUGUCGGUAGUCUCUCCCCCAGCUAAGAAAGCUCCAAAGAGGACCAACCAGAACGCCCGAGCCAGACAGGCUCAGCCAAUCAAGAGACCGAUUCAGAUUGGCCCGAAGGUUUCCAUCCAACCAAAACCGCUGAUCACAGCGGUGCCCCUGGCUCAUGCUGCAGCCCCCCUGCAGGCGAAGACAAUCAUUCUCCAGCCCCUACAGACUGCUGUGCUGCCUGUGGUCAAACAGGCUCCAAUCAACAUCCAACCAGCGCCCCCACCAGGACGUCCCAUCGUGCUGUCCCAGCCCAGCCAGGUGCUACACAUCCAGGCUCCGCAGGCCGUCGCCGCCAACGUGGUCGCCGUGCCGAUGCUCGGCCAGGACCGGCCCGUCCCAGUCGCCGCUCCGCCGGCGGUCUCCGUCACGCUGCGAUCCCCGUCCUCGGAUGACGACUCGAAGGUGUCCCAGAGGCAGCAGCGCAUGAUAAAGAACCGCGAGUCGGCAUCCCUGUCUCGGAAAAAGAAGAAGGACUACCUGCUCUCGCUGGAGGCCCGCCUAAAUAUGGCCCUGUCUGAGAACGAGUCGCUCAAGAGUGAGAACGGCAACCUGAGGAAGCAGCUGGAGGGCAUGCUGAGCGAGAACACAAUGCUGAAGGUCACCGCCCCCAAGAGGAGAGCUGUGUGCCUCAUGGCAGUGGUGAUGUUCAUCAUGAUCAACGUUGGACCAAUGAGUCUGUUUCAGGGCGGCCCGGGCUCCAACCCGGGAGGAGUCCCCGCGCAGCAGGGCGGCCGACACCUGUUGGGUUUCUCCCCGGAGACGGAGAGUGCGGUCGCUGCGGGCCCCGAUCCCCUCCGCGGGGGCCCCUCCGCGGCGGCUGACAGCUCUGAGGAUAAAGCCCUGAUGGUGCUGAAGGACCCCGUGUUCCUCAGACCGCCUCCCCCCUGCCAGCCUCCCGUCAACAGGACAAAGUGCCUGGAGCUGGCCCAUGAGUUGAGGGGCUGGGUCCACCGUCAUGAGGUGCACCAGACCAAGUCCAGGCGCAUGAGUAACGGCAGUCACAAACCCACAAGGACCAUCCUGAAAGCAGAGAAAAGGGAAAGUGCCCAGAUUGUGACGGUCCAAUACACAGAAACUGCUGAGGAGAAGAGUCCCGGGAGUGAGCUGCAGGUGUACUACGCACCCCAUCACACCUACAGUGACUUCUUCGAUGAGAUCAAUCGCCGCGGCGACACGUUCUACGUAGUGUCUUUCCGCAGGGAUCAUCUUCUACUUCCUGCCACCAGCCACAACAAAGGAAGUCGACCCAAGAUGUCCUUGCUGUUGCCAGCCAUGAAUAUAAACGACAGCAUCAUCAGGGACAAAGACUACGAGGUGAUGAUGCAGAUCGACUGCGAGGUGACGGACACCCGGAUCAUCCACAUCAGGUCCUCCACCAUCCCGCCGCUGCUGCGGGUCAACCGCACGCAGACGGUCUACCAGCACUCCCCGACCGACAGCCAGGCUCCGCCCCCUGUCGGCGUGCUGAUGGGCUCUGCUUGAUUGGCUCAACACCACCUGUUGUUAUUUAUAACUCUUCAACUGAAUUCACAGUGACAAACAGAAGACAUCAGUGCACACUUUUUUUUUCUUUUUUUUUUUUUAGGCGCGCGUGAUGAAGUUUAUUUCAAAUUGGGUGAAUUCCCUCUUACUCGAUUUGUAUUUGAGUGACAAAUGUCAAAUCGUCAGCUCCGGUCGGCUGCGUUCUUUAGUCCGGAGGACGUCUGUGAGCGGGUCCCUGCAGACGGUUGCUCCUUGUGUGGCUGACACACGACCCCAGAUGCCCCACAUAAAGGGUAAUUGCUUAACGCCAGGGGGGGCUGAGCAUUGAACCCUGAGUCACCCCGUCAUUACACAAAUACUUUCGCCCCGUGGCAGCUCUCCUCAAGUCUGCUCUUUCUUUUUCGGGUUCGUAUUUUUCGGGACAGAAGGCUGCAAAGCCAGAGGAGAAAGUGGCCGAAGAUUGAUCUCACUGGGAAGGCCUUUGUGUUUGUAUCCGGGGCAACGGAAUGGAGCGUUGUAAUGGUCUCUCUUACUCAUUUUUGAAGUCUGUUGGCAUCUCUGAAUGAAAAUAAUUGCAAAAAAACAGCGAAACAGUGAGAGAUGCCAGAUUAAUCGGACGCAUCAGUUAGAGGCCUUCAGUAAAAUCAGGAAGUCAUGUGAUCUGUGAACGCUAGCAGGCUGCCACUAUGUUGUUGGCUGGUUUCCAUCAUUCAAAGGUUCAGGUGCACUGUUUUUUUCCCAGUUUUUUGGGAUUGUUGCACUGCAUUUCUCUAAUUUUAUGGAACAGAUUCAGAAACUGUAUAUAUUUAUUGAUAUUAUAAUGUUACAGUAAAGCCAACUUCUGCAGUGCGAUCCAAUUCAUCCUUUUUUUCCAAUUUAUUCCAUCAACAUUUAUUGACAUCUAUGAUUAUACUAGUGAGAACUUUUUAUAGUAGUUGCUUAAGAAAACAAUGACUGUAUUGUUUUAUAAAAUGUCAAACAGUGAUUUUUAUUUUCUUUAAAGUUUUAUCGAACUGCAUCAAUUUUGAAACCCAACGCUUUACAGUUGAGCUCAAAAAGGCGAUGACGUCUCCGUCCACAAGCUAAAAUGCACUUUUAUUUGGUGCACUUGAGCCUGUAUUGAAUUGAAACCCACUAGUUCUAGUAAAGAUGUGAACUAUAAAUGCAGCUUUACCUGCCUUUGCUUUUAGCAAAAUUGAUAUUAUAUAAAAAUGUAUACAUGAUAAAUACAUGUACUUUUUAUAUUUAUAACAUAAUCGUACAGAUGGUUAUGUUUAACAAAUGCCCUUUGUAUGUAGAAGAAAACACAAGUUGUGUGAUGUCAUUUCUUUUCACGUUCUGGUUUCAAAAGUGUAUUUGAUUCCACAAAUGAUUUCGAUGCACCCACUCAGUAAUUACUGAAGGGGGGGAAAAGUACAAUAAAAAAAAUGUGUUUUUUUUUGUAUGGUUUUAUGUGCAUAAACCAAAAUAAACACUGGAUUUCACUAUA
Messenger RNA from Pungitius pungitius (ninespine stickleback), 3569 nucleotides. It is a transcript of the gene atf6, whose product is annotated as activating transcription factor 6. Lineage: Eukaryota; Metazoa; Chordata; Actinopteri; Perciformes; Gasterosteidae. The transcript is spliced from 16 exons. Gene Ontology annotation, molecular function: RNA polymerase II cis-regulatory region sequence-specific DNA binding; DNA-binding transcription factor activity, RNA polymerase II-specific. Gene Ontology annotation, cellular component: nucleus. The record is from RefSeq and is a predicted model, not a curated record. Gene Ontology annotation, biological process: endoplasmic reticulum unfolded protein response; regulation of transcription by RNA polymerase II. The coding region runs from base 143 to 2080 and encodes 645 amino acids.